AUGAAUGUGUCGGUGGAAGAGUUGAGCAUUACAGUGGCAGGUGGAAGGAAACUCCUGGAUGCAGUGAAUUGUUUGGUCCAAGCAGGAAUUACCGAGGGGGGCAUCUACUAUGACGGCACAAGCUUGGCCAAAGUCAGGAGCAGCGUGGGAUAUGUCACCCAAGAUGACAUCAUGUAUGAGACCCUUACGCCCCGGGAGAAUUUGACCUUCGCAGCAGCCUUCAUCCUGCCAAAGCUCUCCAAAGAAAGCCGCAGCAAAGAGGUGGAAAGCGUCAUCGAAAAGCUGAAUCUCACGAAGUGUGCGAACACGGUGGUUGGGUCGCCCGGCCUUGUACGUGGCAUCUCAGGAGGUGAGCGGAAACGCACCAACGUGGCCCUGUCGUUGUUGGGGAACCCCUCACUGCUGCUGUUGGAUGAACCCACCAGCGGCUUGGACUCCAAGAUGUCUGACUCCUUGAUGAGAGAUGUGAAGCACAUCACCGAGCAAGGUUGCACCGUGGUUGCUACCAUCCACCAACCUUCCGAAGCAGUGUUCAUGCGCUUUGACAAGGUUCUGCUGCUGGAGACCGGGCGGGUAGCCUAUUACGGUGCUAUCUCUAGCUUGCGUGGCUCGCUGGGCAAUUUGGGCUUCACAUGCCCCGAAGGCACUCCACUUCCAGAGGUUCUUCUAGAUCUUCUUGAGUUGCCCGAGAAGGAAGAAGCACGUGCAGCUCACAAAGAGAAAUUGGUUCAGUUGAAGAAACUAUCAGACAUCUCCUCUGCCGAUAAGGGCUCUCCCACCAAUCAGAAGCACCACCCAAGCGCGCGGGAAUCUGCGGGCAGGUGGUGGUACUGUUCCAGCGGGAGCUGGUGA
Cladocopium goreaui is the source of this 852-nucleotide messenger RNA. The record is from the annotation of a GenBank genome assembly. NCBI's taxonomy places the organism in Eukaryota, Dinophyceae, Suessiales, Symbiodiniaceae.